Hibiscus syriacus is the source of this 1907-nucleotide messenger RNA. RefSeq lists its product as uncharacterized. Gene Ontology annotation, molecular function: glycosyltransferase activity. The record is from RefSeq and is a predicted model, not a curated record. Bases 223 to 1671 code for a protein of 482 amino acids. The transcript is spliced from 6 exons. Lineage: Eukaryota; Viridiplantae; Streptophyta; Magnoliopsida; Malvales; Malvaceae.
CAAAACUUAACGUCCGACGACAGCAGGGCCGAGCUGGGCUCAUGGUUUUGGUCGACGCGCUUCUUCAUCCAGAUCCAGUGAAGCGAAUGAGCAAAUCAUGUAUCCUCGAAUCACACAGUGUAAUAAUUGUAAUUUCUCAAAACUGUUCUCGUAAGUCCCUACUGGUGUUUAUUUAUAGAUCAAAGCAGUAGCAAAUUAGUGAAGCUAGCAGUAUUUGGAAGAAUGGGAAGGCAAUCGAGCGUUUGGAUUACAAGCCAGCAGAAAAAGAGAUGGCCACUGAUGAUUCUAUUACUCCUUUCUCUAUCAACGCUGAUAGCCUUCCUCAUCAGAUCCACCUUCGAUUCUUGCAGCAACAGUUCUAGUAACAAUGUCAGUCAUUUCGUCCGGGAAGGACAAGAAGAAGAAGUGGACACCUACAAUGAAGUUAACCGCAAUGAUGAAGCACCGACUCCAAAUCCUCUCGAUUUCAUGAAGUCAAAACUCGUUCUCUUAGUCUCUCACGAACUUUCCCUUUCCGGCGGGCCUUUAUUGUUAAUGGAGCUGGCAUUUCUGCUAAGAGGAGUUGGCGCCGACGUUGUUUGGGUAACUAACCAGAAACCAACCGAAUCUGAUGACAUCGUUUAUAGUUUAGAACACAAGAUGCUGGAUCGAGGAGUUCAGGUUUUCUCUGCCAGAGGUCAGGAAGCCGUGGACACUGCUCUUAAGGCUGAUUUGGUAGUUUUGAACACUGCAGUUGCUGGAAAGUGGCUGGAUGCUGUUCUUAAAGAACAUGUUGCUGAUGUUCUUCCAAAGGUUCUCUGGUGGAUUCAUGAAAUGCGAGGACAUUACUUCAAACUAGAAUAUGUUAAGCACCUCCCUUUUGUUGGAGGUGCCAUGAUUGAUUCACAUAUCACAACAAUUUACUGGAAAAACCGGACAAAGGAACGAUUAGGCAUUAAAAUGCCUGAAACAUAUGUUGUUCACUUGGGAAAUAGCAAGGAACUAAUGGAAGUGGCUGAAAAUAAAGUUGCCAAGAGGAUUCUCCGUGAGCAUGUUCGUGAAUCUCUUGGAGUGCGAAGUGAAGAUCUAGUCUUUGCUCUUAUAAAUAGUGUUUCCCGAGGGAAGGGCCAGGACCUUUUUCUUCGUUCAUUUCAUGAAAGUUUGAAGUUGAUCCUAGAGAAAAAACUACAGGUGCCAGCAAUUCAUGCAGUCAUAGUGGGAAGUGACAUGAAUGCUCAGACAAAGUUUGAAACGGAACUACGUAACUUUGUAUCGGAGAAUAAUAUUCAGGGUCGAUUGCACUUUGUUAAUAAAACCCUGACUGUAGCUCCCUAUCUGGCUUCUAUUGAUGUUCUUGUUCAAAAUUCUCAGGCCCGGGGAGAGUGUUUCGGAAGGAUAACAAUAGAAGCUAUGGCCUUUCAGCUUCCUGUCCUGGGCACUGCAGCCGGUGGCACCACAGAGAUAGUGGUAAACGGGACAACAGGCUUGUUGCAUCCUGCUGGCAAAGAAGGUGUGAUGCCCCUCGCAAAUAACAUUGUGAAACUAGCAACAAAUGUAGAGAAGAGGCUGACAAUGGGGAAGAAAGGAUAUGAAAGGGUGAAAGAAAGGUUUUUAGAGCAUCACAUGUCUGAAAGAAUCGCUAAGGUUCUGAAGGAAGUACUGCAAAAGGCAAAACGCUACUCUGAUUCUUAAAAACUUUGCCGCAGUUCAGUGCCUUCAUCGUCCAGUCGUGUCUUUCAACAUUCUGCUUUUUUUGUGACUCCUAAAUUGGUACCAUUUUCAAGUACAAUAGAUAUUCAAGUUAUGGUGCCAUUUUUCAUUCUUUUUACGUUUAAAUUUAUUCUUUUCUACAAUGAGGGUUGUAAUCAAGAAAAAAAAAUACUUGUGACUUAAAUUGGCUCGAUUCAAAAUUCCAAAUAUACUGUUAU